AAAUGCCACGAAUAAUAUUUCAUGUUUCAUUUCGAACAGUUCUCAUUGAUAAUAGAUCUGGUAUAAUCAAGUAUUAAGCACACAAAAUAUCAUCACAUCUUGCGUUGCUAUUUUUAAAGUUUUGGUUUUUGUUGAAUAUAUCUGUGUUUUUGUCUGCCGCGCUAUCAGUGCACGUAAAUUUGAUAAGAAAUUUUAACAAUGACUCGAAUAAUGCUUCUCUCAACGGUGAUGUGUAUUCUAGUACAGUUGCAAAAUCGUGUUACUGCUGAAGAGGUGACCUGUCCUGCAAUGGCUGACUUGCAAAAAGCAUUUACCGAGUUCGGAGUUGUUCCAGACGUCGUCAACGAUGCCCCGACAGAAAUAGCUAAUAUCACAUAUCCCAGCGGGGUAUCCGUACUCGUCGGAAACGAACUAACUCCCACACAGGUAAAGGAUCAACCUAAAAUCGAAUGGUCAUCCGAUGCCGACUCCUACUACACACUGUUCAUGGUGGACCCGGAUGCUCCCAGCAGAGCAACGCCAAAGUUCCGAUCAGUUUGCCACUGGUUCGUAGGGAAUAUUCCCGGCAGUAAGAUCGAGGACGGAGAUCAUCGGAUUGCAUUCGUCGGUUCUGGACCGCCCGAAGGAAGUGGACUCCAUCGGUAUGUGUUUCUGAUCUACAAGCAGAACGGGAAAAUCGAUCUAUCCGAUGCGCCACAAACAUCGAAUCGAAGCAGAAAUAAUCGCCUGAACUUCCAGCAUAAGGAUUUCGUUGGCAAGUACGAACUGGGUGAAUUAGUUGCGGGGAAUUUCUAUCAAGCUCAGUUUGAUCAGUACGUUCCGACGCUACAUGCUCAGCUUUCGUCAGGUUCAGAAUAAAGUUCUGAGAAUUUUAACAUUUGCGAAAUCUUCACAUUCCAGUAUACUACAACGUCAAAUAUCUUCACCUUUUA
Topomyia yanbarensis is the source of this 932-nucleotide messenger RNA. Its product is annotated as protein D3-like. Lineage: Eukaryota; Metazoa; Arthropoda; Insecta; Diptera; Culicidae. The record is from RefSeq and is a predicted model, not a curated record. Bases 199 to 858 code for a protein of 219 amino acids. The transcript has 2 exons.